This is a messenger RNA of Carassius carassius (crucian carp), 1812 nucleotides long. RefSeq names its product dynein axonemal light chain 1-like. Gene Ontology annotation, molecular function: protein kinase binding. Gene Ontology annotation, cellular component: cytoplasm. Bases 112 to 693 code for a protein of 193 amino acids. NCBI's taxonomy places the organism in Eukaryota, Metazoa, Chordata, Actinopteri, Cypriniformes, Cyprinidae. The record is from RefSeq and is a predicted model, not a curated record. The transcript is spliced from 8 exons.
CAGCAUGAUGUUUGUGUUGUCACGCGGAUACGCGACUCGUGCCACUCAGAAGCAUCACUUUGCGCACGCGCUUUGCGGCGGGGCAGUUCCAUAGCAACCGUAAAGAACAACAUGGCAAAAGCAACAACUAUUAAAGAGGCCCUGGUGAAAUGGGAGGAGAAAACGGGGGAAAAAGCGAGCGAGGCAACAGCAGUAAAGCUUUAUGGUCAGAUACCUCCCAUUGAAAAAAUGGACGCAACUCUCUCUAAUCUUGUCAACUGCGAGAGAUUAUCCUUGUCUACAAACUGUAUUGAAAAAAUUGCCAACUUGAAUGGUCUAAAGAACCUUAAGAUAUUGUCCUUGGGGCGGAAUAGCAUCAAAAACCUUAAUGGACUUGAAGCAGUAGGUGAUACUCUGGAAGAGCUGUGGAUCUCUUAUAACCUCAUAGAAAAACUGAAGGGAAUUCACGUCAUGAAGAAACUCAAAGUCUUGUAUAUGUCUAACAACUUGGUCAAGGAGUGGGGGGAGUUUCAGAAGCUGGCAGAUCUUCCAGCAUUGGUGGACCUCGUCUUUGUGGGGAACCCAUUAGAAGAAAAGUAUUCUGCAGAUGGUAACUGGAUAGAGGAAGCUACUAAGAGGCUUCCCAAGCUUAAAAAGCUAGAUGGAAACCCCGUUAUCAAACAAGAAGAGGAUGAAGGUGAAGGGGAGAGCUAAUGCAAUUCCUUUAAAUAUUCAGAAGUUGGUGCAUUUUUUUAUUGUUCAAACACCAGCAUUUUAACUAUUAGAAGUCUGUGCAAUAUUUCUAUUUAUUUAUUUUUUUUUAUUAGGUUUAUUUAUAUGGAAUGAAGCCAAAAAAGCUAAAUCCAUUUUCUUGAGCUUUAACACUUUGAAUAGAUUUGAAAAGCACACACUUGAUGCGUUUUGUUAGCCUUAGUACAAGCGGUGAUAUACAAUCAUAAUGUAAGGGUUUUGCAGAAAGACAGAUUGGAUGAUACUCAUUACUUACACUGUAAAAAAAAAUGGCCAUUGUUACUUUAAAGAACUAUUUCUACCUAAUCUAACCUGUGCUUAAAAAUAACUAUGAAGAAUUAAAAUGAACACCACUAUAAUAUUAAAUAAUUUAGCAUAACUUUCGAUAAAUUCAGUAAAAAUAAUAUUUUCGAUUUGAAUAACCACUGAAGUUACCGCGUGAAGGACAUAUUAAAAUUUUUAUAUAUUAACAAAACUUUUCAGGGAGAUCAAUAACAUGUUAGAUUGUAACAGUAAAUACAAGCCAGUGACAUUGAAGCAACUACAGAAUUGGAAUGAUUUAUUAAGUUUGUGACAUGGGCUUAUAAUUGUUUCAAUUGGUGAUGCUAUGUUUUAGUAUGUCUCUAUUAGGAGGCUACUUUAAAAGUUCAAUCUGAAGUUGAAUAAUAAUUGCAAGAUUUUAAUUUUUAAUUAAAUAACUUUUGUAAGUGGCAUACUUUUUGUAAUAAAUUUGUUUGGACAAACUAAUUUGCAGUUAAUAGUACAGUUUCAUCACUAAGUGUAUUGUUAACACAUUACAUUGUAUGUGUUGUAUUUAAAACAAGUUGCACAAUGAGAGCAAUUUAACACUUUGUAGCAUGACUCCAUAAAGUAAGUUAAAUGUACUGUGGCCGAAUAAAGGCACCAUAACUAAUACUGUAAUUAAAAAGUUGUCUGAAUUUGUUUCUUGUUAACAAUUUUGUACAUGUGAUUUAAAAUGUAUAUUUACAAUUUUAUGCAUGUUUUAUUGUUUUUGAUCCCUCUACAUGUUUUUGUUUACUGUGUUUCAGAAGAAAACAAUAAACUAGUUUGUCCUCUGCUCAA